AUGCUGUUAAGACUCGUUUGCUGUACGACAAUCGUCGUCCUCGCAGCCAUAGAUCCAAUCGGUGCCGACCUGGCCACAAGGGAACGAAUUCGGAUUCACCGAGAAUGGCUCGACAGACGGGCCGCCAGGAGAUCGAAUGGCAGCGCUUCGAGUCCCGCCUCGGUACCGAGUCUACCGCCGCCACCACCACCACUCACGACGACCAGCACUCCGCGGACGACCUACAUGCGAAAGUUAAUCAAAUUCAAGAACGAAAACGAACCGCUGUCGGAGAAUGAUGUUUCGUUCGUUCCGCAUUUCGAGGCGGGCAGUAACACCGCCGGUAUCGGCGGCAGUGGCGACAGCGAAGACGACGACGCCUCGCCGCGUAACCAAGGCCCCCGGCCAGGUGCGGACGGAAACGAACUUUUGAUAGACGACGCCGAACGAUACCGGUAUGAGGUCGUAAGUGAGCGAGAAGCCGGCCCCGAUGCUGGCGCCGAUCCGAAGAAACCCUUGGUGUACGUCAUGGACCGCGAGAAGGAGUCGCCAGAGAACCCACCAACGGAGCAAGUGUCCGAACAAAUUAGUGCCUUAGUUACCGCGAACCCCAACGCACCACAGAAGCGUAACGGAACGGCCACCGGCAUCGAGACGAAUCCAGUUGCGGCUGAUUCGUCGAGUACUGCUGCUGGCAGUGUCAACGGAUCGACUACCGGACGCGGGCUCAAAACUGCCGAGAAGGACGUCCCUGGCGGGCGCAGCAACACGACCCGUUUGACGACGAACGAAGCGCAGCCGGAAGUGAACCCGGCGGCGGCCGCUAGCUCGGCGGAGCUCGGAUUACCGACCACCGACAACACGCCGGCGGUGCGGUCUUCCAACGUCUCCGUCCGGCAUAUGUUCGGUCCGUGGAGCAGCUGGACGCCUUGUUCGAGAUCUUGCGGUGGUGGCGUCAAGACCCAGCAUCGGCCCUGCUGGAAGCGAGAAUACAUCAACGGCAAAAAGAGUGCCAAACCCGCGGUCGAAAGUUCGGAAUGCAUUGGAAUCAUCAAGCGGUAUCAUCUGUGUAAUGAACAGGACUGUCCGGGCCCCGAUGGCGACUUUCGGGAGCAGCAGUGCGCCAGCUUCAACAGCCAGUCGUUCCAGGAGAAGCGUUACAUUUGGGAAGCAUUCGUGAAAGAGGACGCCGAAUGUGAGCUCAACUGUAAACCGAUCGGUAUGCGCUACUUCGCCACACUGAACCAAACCGUCAUCGAUGGAACGUCUUGCAACAAACCGACCGACUAUUUCCGCCGCAGCAACAGUGGCCGCGGCAUAUGCGUUGAAGGCGUUUGUAAGGCCGUUCAUAACAGUGGCGUAAUUUCGGGCACGUUCAUGAACAAUGGCGCCGUCCGGUGUGGGACCACCGUGUGUCGACCAGUAUCGGGCAUCUACACGAAGACCAACCCCAACAAUGGCUACGUCCACGUGGCCAGCAUCCCAUCCGGGGCGUCGAACAUAACGAUCACCGAGCUGCAGAACAGCCAGAACUAUCUCGCGCUCAAAACAAACGAUCAGCGAUUCUUCAUCAACGGAGACUAUACGAUCUCGCUUAGCGGCCAUUACGUUGCCGCCGGCACCGUGUUCGAUUAUCGCCGAAUCGAUGGGCUGAACAACGGGUCGAACAGCAGCUUCCGUCACGUGGAAGGCAUCACGGAGUGGGUGACCGCUCUCGGGCCUACCAACGAACCGGUGCAGCUGUUCCUUCUCUCUCAGUCGCCGAACCCGGGUAUCAAGUACGAGUAUCUGGUGCCGGUCAGCACAGCACAGUCUACAGAGCCAUCAUCGCUGGAAGAUCCGCGCCCAGAAGCUGGUAACGAAAUUUCCGAAAAAGCGAACCUUCGGGUGCCGAAACAACGCCCAGUGACGGUUGCUGGUAACGGCACCACCACCACCACCAGCACUUCCGGCCGUGCAGUCGGCCAGCGCAAGCGGAAAUACCUUUGGAAGGUGAUUGGGUUCAGUGCCUGCAGCAAGUCGUGCGGCGGAGGCAUCCAGCAGCCGAUCAUCAAGUGUGUCCGCGAGUCCCCGACACGGGUGUUUUCCCCCAAACGUUGCAUCCACCUGCAGCAACCGAUUCUGAACGAAAACGUGAUGCGCUGCAACACCCAGCCGUGCCCGGCGUACUGGAAGCUGGGUGACUGGAAUCAGUGCAACUGCGAGGAAAAGUACGACGAAGCGGUUUUCCGGGCGCGUGAAGUUAAGUGCGUCCAGGAGCUACUGUCGGGCAUCGUGAUACAGGUCAGCAACGGGGCGUGCAUGGACGAGCUGCCACCGAGUACGGAGCGGUGUGAAUGCUCGCGAGUUGUCAAACCGACACCACCGCCUUCUGUUCCGCACUCAGCAGCAGCGCCACAGGUUGAGCCACCGCGUCAUAGGCAGACCGGAAAUGGGCAACAGCACGAACAUCAUGACCAUCACCGAGGCCAUCGCGGUCACCAGCAGCAGCCGCAACAUCACGCCGCUCUCGGGGACGGGGCUGGGCGUGGCGUAACUGGGACACAGAACGACGCGGAUACCACGUCGAUGGGAACCGUCGUCAGCAGCCACUAUGGACACCAGCGGCAGGACAUAAACCGCAUCCACUAUCGUGCUGAGUCGAAAAAAACCGGCAUCUGGCUUACGGCUAACUGGAGCACACGCUGCUCCACGGCCUGCGGCAUCGGAUUACAGACGCGCUCGAUCUUCUGCGAUCGCAGCUCGUCGUCCAACUUCGAACGGUGCGACCUGCGCCUUAUGCCGGAGACUUCACGCGAGUGUACCAGCGAUCGGGCGUGCGAGUAUGGCGAGUGGUUCACCGGACCGUGGACGUUGUGCUCGGGCGAUUGUUUCAACUUGACCCGCUCCAGGACGGUGCUCUGCAUACGCAACGAUCACUUUGCCCCGGAAAACGACUGCGAUCAGGCGAUCAGGCCAAAGGCGAUCGAACCCUGCGACAGUGAAUUGUUCGACGAUUGCAAACCAAGGUGGCACUUUUCCGACUGGACAGAGUGCACCAAACCUUGUGGCAGUGGUAAUCAGCGUCGCGUCGUCAAAUGCUUGGAGUUCAAUUUGCGCGACAAAAUGCUUCAGGAAUCGGUUAGUUGCCGCUACGCUGACCGGCCGACUGCCUACCGGAUGUGUAACGAGGACCCGUGCCCGCAGACAACGGCUACGCCGGUCACAACGACAGCCGCAGGCUCGACGUCGCAGUUUCCUCUGCUGGAUUCGGACGAAUAUCGCACCGAUCCAAUGCUGAACGAUGAAAAUUGUCGCGACCAGUUCCCAAACUGCUCGAUCGUGAUGAAGGCCAAACUGUGUAGCUUUGACUACUACAUGCAGGCCUGCUGCGUGACCUGCCGAAAUCAGCCGAAUUAGUGAGCAGACGCACUAAGCGAAGUACUAACGAGAGAGAGGCUACGCAAGCCAUCUUGCGCAUAAUAAUCGCAAACUUUUAGUGACAGAUCAGAAUCACAAGGAAUCGAGUGUGUUUUUGCCAUUGUUCCACAAACCGUGAGCUCACCAACCGCAUAAUCGUUUGUCAGUUUUCUGUUUGCCGCCAUCAUUGUCCGUAGUCCGUUUGACAGUAUUUGAAAAACCAAGCAUGGUCGUACUCCUUUUUCCUUUCCGGUUCAUCUCAACAAACCAUCAAUCAGCGAAAAAUGGAUAGACGGAUGAACGCAUGGGACGCAUGGGUUCUAGCAGCUACGACUAACACAGCACACCAAUUAAGUCACUCAUACUACUAACGAAUCACACAUCCCACAAAGAAUGAGUGUAAGGAUAAGGAUACACAAAUUGGCGCGAACGAACGAACGAAGUUCUUAUUUGUUUGGAUAUUGGUAAAAGAUUCGAGAAAAAUGUCAGUUUUUUAUCCCAUUGACAAAGUAUGAACGUAGAAACAGAGCAAAAACCUACGAAACGCCUCAUAUAGAGAUGGAGGUUAUAAUCAUUUUAAGAUUAUAAGAAAAAGCAGUAAAUGGAGAAGUCGAACGAAUUUUCCAAAAUAGAAUGUUUUAGGGAUUAGAUAUUUAUCAAAACGAAGAUUUUAAUCCACAUUGCAGUGUUACUCAUCAAACAAAUUCAUUAUCGUUAGUAAGUAUUUGGAAAUAAUGAAAAACAUCCA
Messenger RNA from Anopheles cruzii, 4126 nucleotides. RefSeq names its product thrombospondin type-1 domain-containing protein 4 (gene loh). NCBI's taxonomy places the organism in Eukaryota, Metazoa, Arthropoda, Insecta, Diptera, Culicidae. Bases 1 to 3378 code for a protein of 1125 amino acids. Gene Ontology annotation, molecular function: metalloendopeptidase activity. The record is from RefSeq and is a predicted model, not a curated record. Gene Ontology annotation, cellular component: extracellular matrix. Gene Ontology annotation, biological process: extracellular matrix organization. The transcript has 11 exons.